AUGACGUUCAACAACCUGACGCUGUACACCACGUCGGCGGUGCUGAUCCUGGACACGGAUGGCAACCGCGUGAUCGCCAAGUACUACCAGCCACCGCACGCGGCCAACUUUUUGUCGACGGCAACACCGGCGCAGCAAAAUGCAGUGACGGCGACGACGCCGCAGCUGUGCGCCAAGAAUACGCUUGCGACGCUCAAAGAGCAGCGAGCGUUCGAGAAGGCCAUCUUUGACAAGACGAAGCGUGCGACGGGCGACAUUAUCCUGUACGACUCGCAUCUGGUGCUGUUCAAGUCGUCGCUCGACGUCAUCUUUUACGUUGUGGGCCCGGCUGCAGAGAACGAGCUGAUGCUGUCGGGGCUGCUUAGCGCGUUUUACGAUGCGACGAGCAUGCUAGUGCGACACCAGGUGGAGAAGCGCGCCAUCUUGGAGAACCUGGAUCUGGUGACGCUCGCGCUCGACGAGACGGUCGACGACGGCAUCAUCCUCGAGACGGACAGCACGACGAUCGCCUCGCGCGUCUCGCGACCUCGACCGGACGUCAACGAGAUCCAGAUCAACGAGCAGACGAUCAUGAGCGCCUACUCGAGUCUCAAGGAACGAGUCGCGCAGAGGAUUCUCCAAGGCGGUCUGUGA
Moesziomyces antarcticus is the source of this 633-nucleotide messenger RNA. RefSeq names its product coatomer protein. Gene Ontology annotation, cellular component: COPI vesicle coat. The transcript has 2 exons. Gene Ontology annotation, biological process: intra-Golgi vesicle-mediated transport; retrograde vesicle-mediated transport, Golgi to endoplasmic reticulum; intracellular protein transport. NCBI's taxonomy places the organism in Eukaryota, Fungi, Basidiomycota, Ustilaginomycetes, Ustilaginales, Ustilaginaceae. The record is from RefSeq and is a predicted model, not a curated record. Bases 1 to 633 code for a protein of 210 amino acids.